Molecule: messenger RNA, 5266 nt
Organism: Pangasianodon hypophthalmus (striped catfish)
Lineage: Eukaryota; Metazoa; Chordata; Actinopteri; Siluriformes; Pangasiidae
Gene: cbx6b
Product: chromobox homolog 6b
Exons: 10
Coding region: 192-3287 (1031 amino acids)
Source: RefSeq, a predicted model, not a curated record
AAUCACUCCCCGAGACGACUCGUUCUUCCCGAGUCACAUUAAAGAUUCGUUCAAAAUGAACGAAUCGUUCAAGAACGACCCAUCACUAGCCCACAGUUACUGGUCGGGCUCUGUGCUUCUGUUUUCCCCGAUCAGCGCGGGGCUCCUUUCCGUCUCCUCACCGGGCGAAGCGUCGUCUCCUGUCCCAGACUAUGGAGCUUUCAGCGGCGGGGGACCGCGUGUUUGCCGCCGAGGCCAUUCUGAAGCGGCGCGUCCGCAAGGGACGCAUGGAGUACUUGGUGAAAUGGAAAGGCUGGGCUAUAAAGUACAGCACUUGGGAGCCAGAGGAGAACAUCCUCGAUGACCGCCUCGUAGCAGCUUUUGAACAAAAAGAGAGAGAACAAGAACUUUAUGGACCAAAAAAGAGAGGACCCAAGCCUAAAACACUCCUUUUGAAGUCACGAGCACAGGCUGCUGAGAGCUCCCCCAGAGUCCUUGAGUUUAAACCUAGUCGGCCCCAGCCGUCCUCCAAACCUCCGCCUCCACCUACAUCUGCACCUGCAUCCUCGUACCAUCCCAGUGGCCCUUCGAAUGCUAAGCUGCAGUCUGGAGCUGCGCAGCCCAAAUUGAAGAAAGACAUCCACCGAUGUCAUCGGAUGGCGCGACGGCCUUUGCCCCGCCCCGACCCUUUAGCUCCACCAAUCGGAUCUUCUGGUCCCUUCUCGUCCCGUCCUACAGUCAGCCCCUUCUGUGAGACAGUCCGUAUCCUUAACCGGAAGGUCAAACCUCGUGAGGUGAAGAAGGGACGGGUGAUCUUGAAUCUAAAAGUGAUGGACAAGACUGGGCCAGCCAAUAACAAAAGGACUCAAAAUUCCAGCCAUCAGUCUCAUUUAGGGCGCCAGAAAGUUCCCUCUCGGAACAGAGUGAUCGGGAAGAGCAGGAGGUUUGGAGAUGUAUCUUUUAGAUGCCUGCAGCAACCCAUGAGUGGCGCUGGGUUUUCAGUUUUUAGAAAGCCGAUUGAGGCUUAUACAAUGGACCCUUCUGAGGAAAAGCCGAAGCCUGAACAAAGUGGUCACAAAACAGGCACAAAUCCAUCGCCAUCUCCCUCUCAAAGUUCAAAAGUCAAGACCUCAGCUGUGCCUGAAGCACUUGUCGAGCCACCGCGAUCUGCAUCGAGCUCAGAUGUCUCAGAUGGUGAACCUCAUCCCCCGUCUUCACCACAGUUCCAUCCCAAUCAAUUACCCCAAUCAGGUGAGGCCAACUCUCAAAUUUCACAUUCUGUCAAAUCCACUUCUCAGCUAACAGACUCAAAAACCAAAUUGACUCAGUCAGCCAUGCCUUCCUCCCCCAUGUUCUCUUCCUCCUCCUCUUCGUCAUCAUUAUCGUCCUCGUCUGAAGACAACGAGCACAUCCUGGAUCUCUCCGUGCCUCAUGGAACCGACAGGCGAGCCAGACAGCGCCAACACUUUCGUGGCCGCCGGCAGCCCAAAGUUCCUGAAAUUCCUAUAUCCGAAGAGGCCUCAGAGGAAGACCAGGAUCUAGACUGGCAUCCAGAGAUGGCUGCACAGUGUGCCAACGUGGUCAUUACAGACGUUACAACCAACCUCCUUACUGUCACUAUUAAAGAGUUUUGCCAUCCUCCAGGACUACCGGCAGUGGCCUCUUCUACCUGCUGUGCCAGUAAUUUAUCUUCUUCAAAAAAGACAACCGCCACCCUGAAGUUCAUUGUUGUGAUCCUGGCCGCCGGGAUGGUGGCAUUUGUCGGAGCUGUGAUCUGCAUCAUCGCCGCGGUGCACGGCGGCUCUCCUUCUCCCGCAGCCGCAGCCUCGACCGCCGCACAGCCGCUCGCCGAUAAUCAGUCCCUGACUGCGGGUUCGAGUGUCCUCACCUUUCCGUCAGGCUCCGUGGCCCGGGCAGGACCGAUGGACGCGCUCCAUGGCAGCGGAGAGAGAAACAGCCCGGAGUCUCCAACCUUCUACGGGAUCACCGGCGUGAGAAGUGGAGGUGAUGGCGGGGAGCAGCAGGUGGUCAGAGUCAGCAGGCUGAUCUGUACUCCGGUUCCGGCUGGAGAGUGCAGACCGAAAGGCUUCCAGGCGGAUGAUCAGGCUGUGUAUGCGGGGGAUCAGUGGGGGGAUCUGCGCGCCACAGCAGAGGAGCUCCGGCGCACCGUGGAGCAGCAGGAGGAGGAGAUCCGCGCCGAGCAGCGCACUAUCCGCGAGCUCACCGGCAAACUCUCCGUCUGUGAAAGCGGCACGCGCAGGAGCGAGGGCUCAUGGGCCGGGAGGAGGCACAGCAGAGCCGGACUCAUGAUGCAGGACGAUGCAGGACCUCCUGCACUCACCGUCCGGGAGCUGGAGAGAGCCAUCAUGCACAUGAAGGAGCGCAUCGAGAAACUGGAGGCAGAAAUGGCUCCACUGGCUCACAACCACACAGAGUCGGGGCAGAAGGGCAAAGGCAGUGUCUCAAGCGCAGUCACGGUCCAGGGAGCCGCAGCACAGAGGAGAGUCGAGAAUCUGGAGCGAGAGCUGAAGCGGAAGAUGCAAGUGCUGGAAGAAGAGAGGAAAGCACUUCGCAAGGAAACCCAGAAACAUCAGCAGCACAUUGACCACGGGCUGGACGCUGUCCACCAACGAAUCAGCAGCCUUGAGCAAGGUCUGUCUGAGAACAGGUUCCCGGAGGGUUACAGGCUCUCUUUUCCUCUGAGGAGCAGCUCUAUGUAUGCUGUGGUGAAGCGAGCAAUCCCUACACUCCACGCCCUCACUGUCUGCAUGUGGCUCAGACCUGUGCAGAGCAUCCUGGGAACUGCAGUUUCUUACGCCGUGUCAGAGGACCCACAUGAGCUGGUGCUGCAGCAGUUAGUCCACGGCCCCGUCGAGCUCGUCAUCAAAAAUGAGGUGGCGCAGUUCUAUCUGAACCUCACGGCGGGUUCCUGGCAGCAUGUGUGUGUCAGUUGGAACAGGAGAGGAGGAGUGUGGCACGCCUACGUGGGAGGCAAGCUGAAAGGUGAGGGGAAGGACCUGGCAAUCCGCCACUACAUCCGUCCCGGAGGAACGCUCGUCCUGGGCCAGGAACAGGGUUCAAUGGGUGGACUUCGUUUCGAGGCAUCACGGGCUCUCUUAGGUGACCUCUCUCAGUUUAAUAUGUGGGACCGGCCGCUGACUCGUGCAGAGCUUUCUGCAUUAGCUCACUGCAGCACAGGCAUGCUGGGUAAUGUAGUCCCUUGGACCAGCCGCGAAGUGGAAGUGUUCGGAGGGGUCACCAAGCAGCCGGCUGAGCACUGUAGUCAUCACACUAGCGUGCAGCAGUGAGGGGUCACAUCAGGAGGUCAUGCGAGGAGAGGAUGGGGUGGUGGGUGUCUGAGACAAGGUCAGGUGAAACGAGACUGGAAAUGCUUGUGUGGAAUGUCUGUUUGAACCAAUUACUUAAACUCCGAAUAUAAGAAACUAGGGAGUUAUUAUUUAUUUUUACCAGAAAGAUUUUUUGUUAUGUUUUGGGAAAGAGAAAGGAUUUAGAAAGUUGGAACUUGUAAGACAAACAUUCCAUGUUCAUUUCUUUGUACUUUGAUUUAAGACUUAAGACUUUAUUAUCAUUCAGGCAUUACAUCAGUUUGUUUAUUUCUUGCACUUUAUAUUUUUGUUAUUCUUCAUGUUGAAGAUACAGAUAUUACAUAAUGAAUAUCCUCAGCUCACUUGAACAGAACCUGAUUGCAAUGCCUCCAGAAAGGGAAAAUCUGGAGGUAUUUAAAAUUAAAAAGUAAAAAUGCAAUGCAAUGUAUACAUUUCUGAAAACAGAAAUGAGCUGAAUUAAUGUUAAAAUGAUGGUGUCAUAUUAUAUGAUUAGAUUUUUUUAACAUAAUGACAAACAAUUAUCUCCUUUAAACUCCUGGCAAAAUCAGUUAUUUAUGUAAAAAAAAAAAGCAACUCCAGCAGCCUGUUUUGUUGUUCUCACACCUCCAUGUUCAAACCCCACCAGCUCCUGCAUGACGUAAUCACUAGGCAGGGGGCUCUCGCAGAAAGACAUUCUAUAAACUAUACCUGCCAGUAGAAGCUAUACAGAGAUUUUGGUCAUUUUUGCAGCUCAAAUAAUUAAAUCAGGCCUCAAAAAAAGUCAGUUAAUUCCCAGGAGCUGAUCACGACUUUAUAACAAACAUUGUGUUUUUGUCCUUGAAAAAACAUUUACAUUUACAAGGUCUGAUUUUCAGUGAUCUUUCACAAGUGUAGGGUAGAUGAGCAUGUUUGUGUCUGACAGAACAGCACAAAGCCGUGUAGAAUGAAUAAGCCAGCAUGGGAAUGAAUAAGCCUCAUUCCACUCAUUCCCAGGAUCAGUUGACAUUACAGUCAGUGACUCACGUCUAAGGCCAGCUUUAUGUUUUGAUAAAAUACGCUAUUAUUGGAACAGUACUUUUGUUUAAAAUCGUAAAUUAUUAAACUAAGAUAUAAUACAGCUUAAUGUCCAGUUUUUCAUGAAAUUCUCUGGAGUUGCUCUUUAAAGCCGAUUAUUAAUAGCUAAUAUUAUUAAAUACAGUGAAGCUAAUAGGAAAGUUAUGUAGUUACACAAUAGAGGAAAAUAAGUCUGGACCCAGUUAUGGAAUUAUUACAUUUUAUUUCGAUAGAAAUCUUGGCUCAAACUGUUUUCCUACCUGACCUUCCAUACGGUCCAUAAAACAUUGCAUAAUCCAUGAUGCAGUGCAUUUCAUGAAGCCAUUAUUGUUCAUAUCUGUAUGUUUAAAUUUUGAUAACUGUGAUUAAAUCCACAUUCAUAUGAAAUGAGAUCCCAUCGGACGUGUACUAUGUAAUAUACUGUGUAUCAUGUAUAUAUGUAUAUUUGAUCAGAGUGUUCUAUCAGAGUAUGUUAUUAUUCUCUGAGUACAGAGACGAGGUGAGGUGGAAAGGUUCUGUUGAUAUGUCCAUACUGAAACUGAGCACGGAGCACAAACGCCAACAAACAGUGGGCUUGCACAUGUUACUAUUGCAGAUAAAGCUGAGAAGAUAUUAAUAUUGUUUUGCACAUUUUCAUGAGUGAUAUUUGAAAACGGCAGCAGCAUGCAGUAGCACAAGGAUGAAAAUUUGACAGCUGAACUGAAAAGAACUAUUGAUCUAUCAUUUAUAUUCAUUGUUUAUCUUCUUUAGAGUUCAUUAAUGUCCAGUUGUUUGUUAACGUUAACGUGGUGCCUGUUAUUUGUUUAAAGUUUGAACUUACGUGGUCACUGUGAUGUCAUGUACUUGGUGUAUACAUAAAAAUAGCUCAUUUUAAAAAAAUGUUGUUUGUGUUGGAGGUUUUUUGCUCU